Molecule: messenger RNA, 763 nt
Organism: Drosophila subobscura
Lineage: Eukaryota; Metazoa; Arthropoda; Insecta; Diptera; Drosophilidae
Gene: Bacc
Product: bacchus
Exons: 3
Coding region: 232-684 (150 amino acids)
Source: RefSeq, a predicted model, not a curated record
CAAACACUGUGUUUCUGUUCUCGUGCGGUGCGGUUCUCGUUUUCUCCCCUGACUAUUUUGCGCUAAUUUUUGUCAACAACCCACAUUUUCCGAAUACAGCAAUAAAAAGAAAUAAACGGAGUAUACACACAAGGAGCAUCAAUCAUUCAGCUAAAGCCCAUAUAACCGUUAAACGUUAUCUAAUUUACACAACUAAGUUUUUAAAAAGACUACAAAAAAUCCAGAAACAAAAUGUCUGCAGCCACAGAACAACAGAAUAACGGUGAUGUUGCCGUCGAGAAGGUGGCCGUCAAGGACGAUGUCGCCGCGGUGAAGGACGAUCUCAAAGCCAAGGCAGCCGUUGAGGAUAAGGCAGCAGCCGAUGCCGCUGGCGACGCGGCCGCUGAUAACGGUACGGCAAAGGACGGCGAGGAUGCUGCCGAUGCCGCUGCCGCGCCCGCUAAGGAAUCCGUGAAAGGCACCAAGAGGCCAGCAGAAGCCAAAUCCGCCGAAUCAAAGAAGGCCAAGAAGGCCGCUGACGGUGACUCCGACGAGGAGGAGGCUCUGGAAGAAAUCAUCGAGGGCGACAGUGAAAUUGAGAGCGACGAAUACGACAUACCCUAUGAUGGUGAGGAGGAUGACAUUGAAUGUGAUGAUGAUGAUGAUGAUAAUGACGAUGGUUCCGGCUCGGACGAUCAGGCGUAAUAAUAAUGUAGUCAAAAAUACAACAAAACAAACAAACAAUUUAAAUUAAUAAUAAAUAAAAGUUACAAGCAAAAACAAA